GGUGGUUUCAAAUUCAAGUCGAAAACGAACCGAGUUAUAAUGCACUUUGUGACAAACGAUGAAGUUAGGAAGGGAGGAUUUUACGCAACUUAUGUACAAACGAGAGGCAUUAUCUUCUGUAAUCAACUCGAUGUGCCAAAUGGUGUUAGCAACUGUACGAGAGUUGGUAACAAACCACUUUAUUCAAAAUGCGACGUCAUAUGUGACCUCGAAUUCGAGCUUCGCGGAAACAUGACAACUGACUGUAGAAACGGGGAAUAUACUAAUGUCCCUUUAUGUAUACCCCGUUCAGAAAUCAUUGACAUUUGCAUCAGCAAUAUUACAGAUCCGACUUGCCCUUUACCACCAGAGAUUCUAGUUGGAUAUAUCGACCAGUACAUGCCCAAUACAAUGGACAAUCAUAAGUCUUAUGAAAAUAUUUCAGCACUGUUCGAAGAAUUGGGAGAAACUGUGAAUGUUUUUGCAGUAAUUACUGACAUACCGCUAUCUCGGGCAACUGGGAAUAUGUACAAUUGCCCGAAUUACCUUUGCACUUACAACAAAGCGAAGAUGGGGUUUAAAUACAACUGCAGAUUACUGGCGUUGAAGUUGCAGAAAAAAUAUAAUCUCAGCAAAGCCGCAACAAAAGCUCGUAUGAUUCAUUGUUUCGCAUGCCAGAGCAAUCAAUGCGGAGGUCCAGCAACAAUAUUCAGCUGAGUGGUGACUAGCGAAAAACAAUUGAUCUAAUGAUUUAAGCAACGAAUAAACGCAAAGCUAAUGG
Styela clava is the source of this 760-nucleotide messenger RNA. NCBI's taxonomy places the organism in Eukaryota, Metazoa, Chordata, Ascidiacea, Stolidobranchia, Styelidae. The record is from RefSeq and is a predicted model, not a curated record.